AUGCCGCAUGCAGAGAAGACGGGCGAGAGAAGACCCUCGCAAUCUCGAGGGAACCGCCUGAGCCAACUCUUCUCGUCAUCCCCUAAAGCUAAUCAACAGCCAUCUGCCCAGCAAGCCCUGAUGGCCAUGCAGAACGGCUCUAGCCCGUCUAUUACGGCUCCGGGUUUGGCACUGCCUUCUAUUUCUCUUUCUACAGCUACUGCAGGCGAACUCAACCAAGAUGAGCCACCGACUACUCUAUUCCAGCCUCCUUCCUCCACCGAAAUAUCACAAAAGAAGCGCUUUGACGCUCAGUUCGGGCCGUUGGUAGACCCAAAUGAUCGCUACGUCAGCAAACACCACGGCGAACCUCUGGAAGCCCCUGUCAUUGACGAACCUCCAUAUUAUUAUGUCCUGACGACCUAUAUCAGCUACCUACUUCUGCUCGCUCUCGGCCACAUCAGGGAUUUUUUCGGCAAGAGAUUCAGCAAAAAACAAACCUACAAGACUCUCCGUGAAGUUAAUGGCUACGCACCCCUAAAUGACGAUUUCGAUAGCUUCUACACUAGACGACUAAAGAUGCGCAUAGAUGAUUGCUUCGCAAGGACUUCUACUGGCGUACCUGGCCGAUAUAUCAACGUCCUAAACCGUGUUUCGGAUGACUUCAAUGAGACAUACAGGUAUACUGGAGGUGCAACAGAGACUCUCAACAUGAGCUCGUAUAAUUAUCUGGGAUUUGCACAAUCUGAAGGUCCUUGCGCUAAUGCUGUCGAGGAGUGUGUAAAGCAAUAUGGUCUCAGCUUCUGCAGUCCUCGCGCUGAUUCGGGUACUUCUGAUCUCGUCUGUGAAGUUGAGAAAGAAAUCGCGUCAUUUGUUGGAAAGCCAGCUGCCAUGGUUUUCUCUAUGGGUUUUGUCACAAACGCUAGUUCUUUCCCUGCUCUUGUUUCCAAAGGCUGCCUGAUCAUAUCUGAUGAGCUGAACCACGCAUCAAUCCGACUCGGUGCUCGUCUUUCCGGUGCUGUCAUCCGUUCCUUCAAGCAUAACAACAUGCUGGACCUUGAAAGGAAAUUGCGAGAGGCCAUUGCCCAGGGCCAGCCUCGAACUCACCGUCCUUGGAAGAAGAUUCUUGUCGCCGUUGAAGGACUCUACUCUAUGGAAGGCACUAUGUGCGAUCUACCCGGUAUUCUCAACCUUAAAGACAUCUACAAGUUCGCCCUCUAUGUCGAUGAAGCACACAGCAUUGGAGCUCUUGGCCCCAAGGGACGUGGUGUUUGUGACUACUUCGGUAUUGACCCGAGCAGGGUGGAUAUUCUAAUGGGUACUCUUACGAAAUCUUUUGGUGCCAACGGAGGUUAUAUCGCGGCUGAGAAGCACAUCAUCGAGAAGCUGAAGAGUACCAACUCCGCUACCAUGCUUGGAGAGUCUCCCACUCCGGCUGUCCUAAUGCAGAUUCUGGCUUCGCUGAAAAUCAUUAGUGGCGAGCUUGUUCCCGGCCAAGGCGAGGAACGCCUGCAGCGUAUUGCAUUCAACUCCCGGUAUCUCCGCCUGGGUCUAAAGCGCCUGGGCUUGAUUGUGUAUGGCCACGAUGACUCUCCUAUUAUCCCCGUCACUCUGUAUAACCCUGCCAAGAUCUCCGCCUUCAGUCAUGAGAUGCUUAAGCGUAGGAUUUCGGUGGUUGUUGUUGGUUACCCUGCUACUCCGCUAAUUAGCUCUCGAGCGCGCUUCUGUGUCUCUGCUGCACACAACAAGGACGAUAUGGACCGACUUCUAGCUGCUUGCGACGAAGUUGGAGAUAUCUUGCAGCUGAAGUUCUCGACAGGUAUUGCCGGAGGCCUCAAGCCUUUACCAGAAGAUACCUCAGAGAAUGAAAAGAAGGGACAUGGGGCUAAGAGACCCAAGGUCGUUAUCGAGCCACCUCGAUGGACUCUCGAGGAGGUUAUCGCUCGUGGUUCAGAAGAUGCCAAAGUGAGAUUAAGAUAG
Molecule: messenger RNA, 1959 nt
Organism: Daldinia caldariorum
Lineage: Eukaryota; Fungi; Ascomycota; Sordariomycetes; Xylariales; Hypoxylaceae
Product: serine palmitoyltransferase 2
Exons: 1
Coding region: 1-1959 (652 amino acids)
Biological process (GO): sphingosine biosynthetic process; ceramide biosynthetic process
Cellular component (GO): serine palmitoyltransferase complex
Molecular function (GO): serine C-palmitoyltransferase activity; pyridoxal phosphate binding
Source: RefSeq, a predicted model, not a curated record